Tilletiopsis washingtonensis is the source of this 2322-nucleotide messenger RNA. RefSeq lists its product as hypothetical. The record is from RefSeq and is a predicted model, not a curated record. The transcript has 4 exons. Bases 229 to 2151 code for a protein of 640 amino acids. Gene Ontology annotation, biological process: DNA-templated transcription. Lineage: Eukaryota; Fungi; Basidiomycota; Exobasidiomycetes; Entylomatales. Gene Ontology annotation, molecular function: zinc ion binding; DNA binding.
CGGCCUCUUCUUCACUACGACUGCCGACAGUGUCAUGGACCGCGGCCCCAGCCACCUGUCGCCUGGCGGACGCGCAGAUGGCGCAGGCGACAUCGAGUCGGUGCAGGCGAUGAUCGUCCUUGCGUUCGCGUAAGUGCCUGAGGUCUUUGCGCAUUUGAUCUUGACUCACCUGCCAUCCUAAGUGACAUCCAGCGCGACAACCUGCUGCGCGCGUGGAUCGGAGUUGGCAUGGCAGUCAGGCUGGCGCAGGAGCUUGGCAUCGACAGGUGCGACUCGAGCGGCAAGUCGCUUGCGCUACGCGAGCAAAGCAGCACCAGCCGCAUGGGGAGUGCUGCCAGCACGCCGGCAGCGCAGUAUGCCAGCGCGAGCGGCGACACGGAGAUGAAGGCCGCGUCGCCGGCGGGCGGACGCGCGGCACAGCCUGCGAUGUCAGCCCGUCGCCUGAGCGAGCUAGAGCAGAUGCGCCGCCUGACGUUCUACACGCUCUUCUGCCUCGACACAUUCCUGAGCGCCUCGCUCGGCCGUCCGUCGGCGCUCCGCCGCGCCGACUUCACUGCGCUGCUGCCAAAGGUGGAGGACGACGACAUGACGGAAUGCGAGAUCGUCGAGGCGCACGUGCCGCCUCCAGUGCGCGGCGGACGCAAGCCUGCGCCACGACGUGUGCGGGCACGCGUCAUCUCGACGUUUGUCGCGCAGAUCGACCUGGCGCUGAUUGUCAACGACAUGGUGGCGGGCAUCUCGCUGCCUGGAGGCCUCGUCGGCGAAGCUGCUGCGUCCGUUGCGGCGGGCAAGAUCAACGAUAUCGCUGCUCGCCUGCACAAGUGGCGCACUUCGCUGCCGCCGCAUUUGGUCGGCGUUGUCGCCAGUAUGCCAAGCCCUGCGUCUCUCGCGGCCCCCCAGGCGCCCACCCAAGCCCAACCGUGCCACGCCUAUCACCUGGCGCUGCUCACGCACUUUGCAUUCAUUCUCGUGGACCGCGCGGCGCAGUGCGUCGUCCGGCACGACUGGACGCCGCCAUCGGCAGUCUCGCGGCCUCCACCCGUGCAUCUGCCGGUCAGCGGCCUUGACAGCCUAUGGAGUGCCUUUCCGUCGCGGCCGGGCGAUGGCUCAGGUCCACGCGUGCCGGGCCGCUCCGACUGGAAGCGCGUCACCAUCGCCAGCCCUACGUCGGACGGUGCGCUGCCGCGUCUGCUCGACCGCUUCUGCGAGUGCUUCGGCCCGUCGCGUCUGCCGCCGUUUGCCGCCUACUUUGCGCUCGCCGCCGCCCACUCGCUGCCGUCGCCCACGGCGGACAACGAGCAGGAGUCGUGGGAGCUGCUGCACCAGGUGGCGCACGGCUCGGCCGCCAAGUGGAACACGGGCAUCGCUCGAGUCUCGCGCGUGUUGCCUGCGCUUCGCCGCGAUGCCUCUCGCGGGAGCGUGCGCGCACAAGACUCGCCCAGUCGCCCGCAGCUGCCCGCGCAGCAGCCGGCACCGACGCCUGCCUCGUCUUCGCGCGAGCCGGUCUCGCCGCACACUCGCCACGACACGUCGCUGCAGCCGUUCGACGGCUCGUGGGCCAACUUCGACCAGGGCACGUUCGACCUCACCGCGUCAUUCGACCAUCUGCAGGACGCGCAUGCGCUUGCCUACGCGCUCGGCAUCUCGCAAGGCUCUGCAGAGCCGGCCAGCAACGGGCAGGAGCUGUCUGCGGCGCAUGUUGCCGACCUGGACAUGCGCGACUGGGGCACGCAGGACACGACGCUGGCCAGCCAGACGCCGAUCAGCGACUCGGCGAGCAUCUCGGAGUGGUUCGAGACGGGCCUGUCUACGAACGAGGACCAGUCUGGACUGCUCUUCCACCUCGGCCUGCGGCAGCCGCAGUCUGUCUCCGCUGCCUCGGGCGACGUCUUCUCCGACUUCUCGCUGGGCGAGCCGGCCGGCGGGAUGCUGGCGCACGCCAACACGUUCGGCCGCGCACCGUCGAUUUCGACGCAGCACAACAUGCUCACCCAUCCCAUCCAAGGCUACGACGCGAACGGCGCCGCGCUGCAGCUGCCGCCGCCACCCGCGGCCAUCGACCAGAGCGGCGCAGACGCGAUGCAGAUGCACCCGCACCCGCCGCCCCACGGCGACCUGAUUGAUCACUACGUCUCGCGCGGACAAGCAUAGCCGCAGCCUCAAGACAAUUUCCCUCCUCACCCUCACGCUCUGCCCCGGUCACGCUGUAACAAUACCUCAUGUGCUUCCUUUGGUCGCCGCACUAUAUCCUGAACGCUGCGGCAGCGUAGCUGUUCGGCUCGCAAUGCGCAUGACUGCUCGAGCUUGCAGCGCGUGAGGGAC